CUUCGGGUAGGAUGUGCGAACUGGAGGGCGGAAACUUUGGAGGAAGAAGAAGGGAAGAAGCGAGCGGGCCGGAGAGAGAGUCGGUGGGAUUUCUUGCGCCGGUGGAAAAUCUCAGCGGGAGAACAGAACCGAAGUGAAGGAAAAAAGUGGCGGGAGAAGAGAAAAGGCGUGUAAGAAACGACGAAGCAACGAACAGAGUAGCCAGCGGGCAGGCGAAUCCCACCACAGCGGCUCUGCAUCUUCACGCCUCGUCGCUUCCCACGCGAGUCAAGUGAGCGGUGGCGCGCCAGUUCGAGCGGAAAUGGAGCUGCUUGGGAAGCCCCUCGGCUGCGCUGUGGCGCUCGUCUUAUCUCUCGGGGGCUGCUUCAGUCUGGUCUCCCCCCACUCGGGUCCAGGUCGUUCGGGCGCCAGAAACAAAAACUGGUGUGCCUACAUAGUGAACAAGAAUGUGAGCUGCUCUGUGCUGGAUGGCGCUGAAAGUUUUGUUCAAGUUCAGUAUGUAUGUCUUUGGAACCAGGAACCCUGCCCACAUGCUCCUGUGUAUCGAACAAGUUUGAGGCCUAAAUAUACUUUAACCUACAAGAUGGUAACCGAAUUAGAGUGGAGAUGUUGUCCUGGAUACAUGGGUGUAGAUUGCAAAGAGGCUGUAGCAGAAAAGCCAAGAUCAAUAGCUUAUCCAGCAGAACUUCCACCCAAUGAUAUGAAGCCAAGCUUGGAUUCUAGACCAAAACAAAAACAAGAAGAUUUACAAGAUAAAAAAAUACAGUUUUUGGAGGAUGAAUUAUUCCGGCUUACACAGACUGUGCUAGAACUUCAGUCCUCUAUAAUAAGUGCGGAUAAAAAUCCAAAAGUUACUGGGCAAGAAACUGCAAGUCAGAGAGUAAUAUCUUGGUUGAAUAAUCUUCAUGACCAUCCAGGGUUGGACAGUACUUUGGAGGGAAAAACAGAGAAUACCUAUCCAUUGAACACUAAUGACUCAUACAAAUCUGGAACAGAAAUCCUAACAUCUGAAGAAGAUGAAAUAAAGGAUGACCUGAAAGCCAAAAUAAAUAGGUUGGAACAACUGAAUGGGAAAGAAAAUGGCUAUGAAGGACAAUUAAAACAGCUCCAAGAAGCAGCCCAAGGACCAAUAAUAACAAUGCCCAACAAUCAGUUGUAUCAGGAAUAUAUAGACGCCAAAUUUGAAGCCCUGAGACAGGAAAUGUUGAAAGAAUUUGAGAAGAAAAUGGCAGAUCUGAAAAAUUCCUGUGAAUACAAGCUGAUAGGUAUACAACAACACUGUGAUAAUUAUGAGGCCAAUUUCUUGGGACUAAGAGAAUCUGUUGCAGAAAAAGAAAAUGACCUAAGAAAACAAAUUCAAAAUCUACAGAAUGUUAUCAAAGCACCAUUAAACCAACCAUGCUGCAGUGAUGCUAAAAGCGAUGACAUUAGAGAACAGAUGAACACUUUGGAUAAAAAGAUAGAGAAAAUUGCAGAAGCAAAUAAAAUUUUAAAUGCCAGGAUAGAUAAUGAAAUAAAACAUAUUUCCAUUCCAUAUGCAGAAGACAACUUUGAUGAAAAAUGGGAGGAAAUAGAAGCAAGGAUUAAUGUUACAGAGAAAAAUGCUGAAGAACACUGCUUUUACAUUGAGGAAACUCUUCGUAAUGUUAUAGCUACUAAAGUAGACGAAGUAAGGGACUUAUUUGACAAAAAGUUCCAAGCAAUAGAAAGAAGACUAGGUUCUACUAUUCUAGAUAUUGCUAAUGUUACCGGUCCAGAUGAUAUAUAUACUACUCAAGGAUCAAGACUGCGGAAUAAUUCAGAAUCUGAAAAUAAGCAUAUUGUAUUGGAGAUUAAUCUUAUGAAGAACAAAUUACAACACACUGAAGAUUUUUGCCAGUCUUUAUCAAAGUAUUUGGAAAGUCUUCAGAAAGGAAUAGAAAACACUAACAGUAAAUAUGAUCGAUUAUUUUUGAAAACAAAAGACAAUUCUGAUAUUUUAAAAUCUUUCAAUAGCUCUUUCAGUGAAAAGUUCAAUUUAAUUAAAGGCACUCAGCGUGACAUUCAUAAACUUCAUAGGGAUCUGCGAAUAGUUCGGUUUGGUCUGAAUGCUAUUGAUAAAGAUGUAAAACUCCUUCAGAAUGACUUAAACAGCUGUAAAGAUGAACUUUUAGGUGUUAAUUCUACAUAUGGGAAGAUACAGCUUGAGUUGUUCAGAAAAACAGAUGAAAUACAGAAAACGAUGAACAAUCAAACAAUUAAUCAAAACAAUCAUUGUUGCAAUCACUUAAGCAAAAAGAUAAAUCAAUUGAAUGGGGAAGAUUUUUUUAACUUGACCAAAUGUAGGGAUAAAUUACCUGGCAUCUCAGACUUGGAAGAUAAAGUAUCAAAUGUUGAGAAAACUUGCAAUAAAUUAGAUUCUGUCUCUAGCAGUCUUCAAAGGAUAAAGGAAGGAUUAAAUAAACACAUAUCCAGUCUUUGGAAUUGUUUCAAUCAGAUGAACAUAACUGUAACAUCUCAUUCAAAAGAUAUUUUUAGCCUCAAAAAUUUUACCCAGCAGUUCAAUAGCCAGUUCUACAAAUUUACCAUUGACCUACAGGACCUGAAGAAAAUUCAGCCUCCCAUAUAUGAAAAGCCAUCAGUGCUGCUACCAAAGGAAGUGCAAGGAGAAAUUCCUCAGCCACAAUCAGACCCAAGAAAACCAUUACAGUCAUCUCAGCCAGACAAAUUUCCAGCGCCAACACAGCCAAGGAUUCCUGUACAGUCACAAACAGAGGUGCAUCUGAAACUAUCACAACCCCAAAGAUCAGUACAAAUUCCAGAAUUAAGAAUACCUCUGCAACCAUUGCGUCCACAAAUAAUCAUACAGCCCCCCUUGCAAGGAAUACCUCUUCGGCCAUCCGAUUCCAGAAUUCCAAUGCAGCCAUCAAAACCAGGGUUCUCUUCUUUGCCUGGAUCAGGUGGAUUAUUGAUGGAAGCUGGACAGGCAGGCCCUCCUGGUACACGUCUAAGGUCAAGAAAAGGACUGCCUAAAAGAAUAAAUGGGCAGGAUGGCCACAAUAACAUGCUUAUAGCUGAAGGAUAUGCAGGUGCACCAGGUUAUCCAAACCCACCAAAAUCUCCAUCUCCACAAGUAGGAGCUUUUACUUCUUUGGUAUCUUUCUCUGCUGGCCUCACAAAGAAGCCUUUCCCUGAAGAUGUGGGUGUGAUACGUUUUAACAAAGUCCUUGUAAAUGAUGGAAAUUAUUAUAACCCUAACACAGGUGUUUUUACAUCUCCAUAUGAAGGUCGUUAUCUGAUCACAUCUGUUCUAGUGCCUGAGAGAGGUGAAUAUAUUGAAGCGAUGUUGUCGGUCUCCAAUUCAAGUGUUGCUCAGCUUCACACAGCUGGCUAUAAGAAAGACCUACCUGAAUAUCGCAAGCCGAGAUCAGGAAAACGGAUUUGUGGUGGAACUGGGGCUUUUCAUCUUGUUCUUCAUCUCAAAACAGGUGCAGAAGUAAGCGUUGUAGUUACUGGGGGCAGGUUAGCCUAUACAGACUCUGAUGAAAUAUAUUCUACAUUCAGUGGAGUAUUUCUAUAUCCUGAAAUUUCUUAGACCUGAGCAGAAAACAGAUAAAUUGAAUCUGAAGGAAAUAAUGAAUUGAUAAGUGUUAAUAUUCCUCUUUCCAUUUUUCUCCAUUUCAGUAAUUUGGCUCCUAUAUGAAUCUAUUUUCCUUCUCCUGUUUGUUUUAUUUAUAGAGUAUGGUUAUUUAUGUAUAGACCCAAUUUGGUGUAGUAGUUGAGACAUCAGGCUAGAAAGCAGGAGACCAUGAGUUCUUCUCCUGCCUUAAACAUAAAGCCAACUGGAUGACUUUCGGCCAGUCAUUUUCUCCCAGUCUAGGAAAUGGCGAAACACUUCUGAAAAAUCUUGCCAAGAAAACUGCAGAGACAUAUCCAGGCAAUUUCUGAGAACUGGACACAACUGAAUGUAAGAAAAGAAAUAUGCAUACGAAGAGAAGCUAUAACUUAGUCACAUUACAAAAUAUUCAAAAUACAUAUUUUGCAACAUUUGCUAGUAUCUGAGAGAGCUAUGAUGAUAAUAUAAUGGAACUUUAUUCAGAUUUCUAUAUACAACUGUUCUUAUGAAACAAUAUCUUUGAUAUCUUUUUAUUGUCUCUAGCAACUCUUUCUCAUACAUUAUUUUUAUUAGCUUCCUUUAGCUACUGGGAGUUUACACCAGUAGUAUAGAUCACAGGGAUACUUUGCAUAUGAUUUAAAAGGGACUUCAUUCCCAAACAGAUUUCAUGACACUUGGCUAUAUCACAAAAUCUGAAAAUCUAGUGAAGGGCACCCAUCACUGUCUUCCAAAAUUAAAAAUGGUUGAGAUUUUGAGUGAUAGCCACAUUUCACGAAAUCUUUAUGUAUGCACUUGAAUUCUCAUGAAGAUUUGGUCAUUUGCGUUUUAAGAAAUGCAAGCAUUCUGUUGCUUGAAGGCUGCUUAUCUCAUUCAAGGAUGGGAGCUUCAUUUCUAUUCCAAGGACACUUCAUCUUGGAUGAUCUGUCAUGGUCCAUACCCAAUGCUGAACGCAGCAAGAGCUAGAACUGCAGAAGGCUGUCUUUUUUUCCUACCUCUUAUUCUCUUUUUUAAUGUAUUUUGUCAGAAAGUGAACAGAAUACUUCCAGAUGGCUUUUAAAAUACAGCUUACACCCAUUUUUCUAUUCCUGAGUUAGCUAUUGAGAUCAUUGCAACAACUAUGUAAUGAGUUGUAUUGUCCCUCAUGUGAGGCUAAAAUUGAGAAGUUGGCAUGCGUGACUGCAUAAAUCAUACAAUUUGUAAACUAUAGUUUAUAGCUUUGUAAUAGGAAAACAGUCAUUAUAAAUUAUGGCAUGUGGCUUAGUAGCUUGUCUGACUCUGCUCAGUUGUGCCUUAUUUAACACACAAUAUUAAAAGAACACAAUUUUGAAUCUAAUAUAUUUAUUGCCUAUAUCUAGUUUGUGUAACACAAAAGAUUAAAAUUAAGAAUUUCAUUCUUCAUAGCUGUCUCAUCUCUAUAAUACUGUUAAUUUCUACAUAAUUAUUUUAAUUUUUCAAAAUUCUCAUUUCUUGUCAGUUUUCUACCAAUUCUAUAUUAUUUGAAUCCAUUUUUUUAAAAAAUGUAUCCAAUAUUUGCAUCAGCUUAUAACAAAUGUUUUCUUUUUCCCAGGACUUCUUUAUUUAGCAUUUUAAUAAUUUACAAGCUCACAAGAGAACACAAAACUGUAUUAUUCAUUCAUAAGAAGUACUUUUAGAGCAGACUAUGCUAAUAGCAGCCUGCCAAAUAAUACUUUUUUUCUUCUACUUUGUAAGUUACAAAUGAUGCUAAGAGCUAUUCUCAUUAAUCUUCCCUGUUGAGGUCUCAGAAAUAGUUAUGUCCUUCAUUGUUCCAUGAGCUAUCCCUGAAGAAUUGUUUCUAAGCAACAUAAAGCAAACUUCCUCCUGAAAGAUGAGCUCAUUUUUAAAUUGAUACAUAUGCAGAAAAAUGUUUUCUAUCCUCAAAACUAGAAACAUUCUUAUUUUCUUCAGAAUUUUAUGAAAACAUGUAAGUACUAAAUUGUUCAUUUUUUGCAGUUCACUCAAAUCGAGUAAAAUUAUCACACCAUAAUCAAUAAGUGAUUGCUUUCUGUUUUACCAUUUCACCUGGAUCUACUUGAAUACAAAGCUGGUAAUUUUAAUUUCUAAAAAAAGUAAUCUAUUCAGAUUUAUUUAAAAAUAAUACAAUGCUGUCAGACAAUCAUAGGGGCCUAAGAGGGCCAUAGCGCUAUACAUUUUAGAAAGAUUUUUAUUACAAUUAAUCAUUGUGAACAGCUGCUUUGUUUCUUUAACAUUUGAAGUUAAAAAGCAGCUUUUAGAAUUAGAAAAACUCUCUUCUGGGAGUUACUUCUCACAUUUAGAAACAAUAUUAUAUUUCAAGCAUUUUAGGACUAGUUAAUAAAACUCAAAAGUGUAUUAUUUGUCCAGGCUCCUAAUGUAUCAUUGCUUUCAAUAGAAGGGCCUAUAACUUCCUAUAGAAGGGAUGGCAGAACCUGGGGUAGAGUGAAAAGGGUGAUCAGCCUAGAAUCCCUACACAGCCACAAGAAAACUACAUCCAAUCCUUGAGUGCUGUUGAUCCUUAUCUAACUAAACAAGUGUUAACCCUUAGUUGACAAGAUUCCUGUGCACAGACUUUUUGCACUAAAUCAGUUUAAUUGAACCUUCAUGUGUGGACUUGGUCUUUCAUGCCUGAUAUAUUGUUAUUCACAACAUUCUGUAUGUAAUUUUCAGAUUUGGUUUUGCAUGAAUGUUUUCAAAUUUUAUAAGCUAUUUCAGCAAAAUGUGAAUGUAUCCAUUUGUGCUUGGUCUUCCACAAAAUUAAUUUUGCAAAUGGUUGUUCAGUUGUUCCUUUAGCAUGAGUGUAUUCAAAAGUAGAGCAAUGUUUAAGUAUCAAGUGUUUAUUUUCAAUUGGAAAUUUGCUGCAGUAUACAGUAUACUUUAAUGAAGAAAUAGUUCCCAUAUCUUUUUCACCAUCCAACUUUGUCAAGUCCAGUCACUUUACCUUUUUUCUCCAAUAAUUGGUUUCAUCUUUGUUUAUCUUCAUAUUUUAUGGGAUUUAUGCAGUUCACAUUUCAUAUUUCUAGGAAAUGUCAAAGGCAAAUCACUUUAUAUGUUUUCACCAUAGUUUUCAAACAUUUGCAUAUAAUAGCUGAAUUCUUACUGAUGCUUGUUGGACUCAGUUAAAAACAUUCUAAAUAUUUAUUGCAUAUGCAAUAAAACAUUCAAGUGGAAGAACA
Crotalus tigris (Tiger rattlesnake) is the source of this 6765-nucleotide messenger RNA. RefSeq names its product elastin microfibril interfacer 2 (gene EMILIN2). The record is from RefSeq and is a predicted model, not a curated record. The transcript has 8 exons. NCBI's taxonomy places the organism in Eukaryota, Metazoa, Chordata, Lepidosauria, Squamata, Viperidae. Gene Ontology annotation, molecular function: protein binding. The coding region runs from base 302 to 3574 and encodes 1090 amino acids.